UCAUUUUAUCAUCGAAUAGUAAAAUAAAUAUUGUUUCGUGAACUUGUACGUUUUCUAACAAUAUUUGUUAUUCAAUUUCGUGACUUGAAGACGUAUUCAACGAAGUACAUUAUUUAAAAAAACGAUGUCAACCCACGAAUCACCUAUAUCCAAAGUGGUUGUUCACCCUUUGGUACUGCUAAGUGUUGUCGAUCAUUUUACUCGGCUUGGAAAGAUCGGUAAUCAAAAGCGAGUAGUUGGUGUACUACUGGGCUCUUGGCAACAAAAUAAAGUGCUCGAUAUAUCAAAUAGUUUUGCCCUUCCUUUUGACGAGGACGACAAAGAUAAGUCGGUGUGGUUCCUUGAUCAUGACUAUCUUGAAAAUAUGUAUGGUAUGUUUAAGAAGGUAAAUGCCCGCGAGAAAGUAGUUGGUUGGUAUCAUACCGGUCCUAAACUUCACCAAAAUGACAUAGCUGUCAACGAACUAGUGCGCCAAUACUGUGUAAACAACACAUCUGUUAUGGUAAUUGUUGAUGUUAAACCUAAAGAUGUUGGAAUACCAACAGAAGCCUACCGAGUUGUGGAGCAAAUCCAUGACGAUGGAUCACCGCCAUCAAAAACAUUGGAACACAUUGCUAGUGAAAUCGGUGCGGAAGAAGCUGAAGAGGUUGGUGUUGAACACUUACUUAGAGAUAUUAAAGACUCGACUAGUGGUUCCCUUAGUCAACGAGUUGCCAAUAUAAUAUUUGGCGCAAGGGGUCUUUUUAAACAAAUGGUUGAUAUUAAAGAUUAUUUACAACAAGUUGUAGAUGGAAAAUUACCUGUCAAUCACCAAAUAAUUUAUCAACUACAAGAAAUAUUCAAUCUUUUACCUGAUGUUGACAAGGAUUCCCUGGUUGCCGCAAUGCACGUAAAAGUUAAUGAUCAUAUGCUUGCUGUAUAUUUGGCAACUAUGAUUAGAACCAUUAUAGCCUUACACAAUUUAAUCAACAAUAAGAUUGCCAAUAGUGAUGAUGAAAAAAAACAAUCAAGAGAACCGGAAGAGAAAAAGGAAGAAGUUUCAAAAAAGAAAGAAAUCAAAGCAAAAUAAAUGGAUAUGAUAUAAUUGU
Messenger RNA from Sipha flava (yellow sugarcane aphid), 1088 nucleotides. It is a transcript of the gene Rpn8, whose product is annotated as 26S proteasome non-ATPase regulatory subunit 7. The record is from RefSeq and is a predicted model, not a curated record. NCBI's taxonomy places the organism in Eukaryota, Metazoa, Arthropoda, Insecta, Hemiptera, Aphididae. Gene Ontology annotation, biological process: proteasome-mediated ubiquitin-dependent protein catabolic process. The transcript has 2 exons. Gene Ontology annotation, molecular function: protein binding; metallopeptidase activity. Gene Ontology annotation, cellular component: proteasome complex; proteasome regulatory particle. Bases 125 to 1069 code for a protein of 314 amino acids.